Solea solea (common sole) is the source of this 3519-nucleotide messenger RNA. RefSeq names its product calcium binding protein 7b (gene cabp7b). The record is from RefSeq and is a predicted model, not a curated record. Bases 796 to 1437 code for a protein of 213 amino acids. Gene Ontology annotation, molecular function: calcium ion binding. Lineage: Eukaryota; Metazoa; Chordata; Actinopteri; Pleuronectiformes; Soleidae. The transcript has 5 exons.
AGCGAAUUGCUGCCUCGUGCAGCGUGUCUGUGUCUCAGACGAGGAAGGGGACACCCACUCCCACUCAGGAUUCCCUUGAAGCUGCUCUCCAGGAAAAUACUCCUCGUCUUCUGGAUAAGAAUCAGCUCCUCUUUUGCUUGUUUGUUUUUUUCCAUUUAUUUUUUAUUUAUUUUAUUAUUUUUCUUUCGUUCGUGUGUUUAUUUUUCUAAGAACGGUGAAAAACACGGGGACAUAAGAAGAAGAAGAACACGCGUGAUCAUAGGAAACAGAGAAGAAACAUCGAUUGAUUGCACAUUUCUUCUUUGGGUUUUUAUAGACCUGUCUUCUUCACACAUGCUGAGAUGCAGGAGGAGGUGUGUGCGGGUAGAAUAAAGGAAGUGCGUCUGUUUGGAUCAAGAUUUAUUUUAUUACUAUUAUUCUUGUUGUGAGCUAAUCGACCUGUGAGUGGACACUUGAGGGCUUUUACAUCUCGAGACUGCGCGUCAGGAUGCAAACUAUAAAAGUUUUGCAUGUCAUUUGUGGUGUAACGCUGGUUUGCUGCAUGCCUUGUCUCCAGUGAACAGCCACAGGUUUUCCCUCUGAGAUCAGACACGCAGCUUUUCCAAAUCCAAAACACCAUCGAGCAGGGUUGAAGUUUGCAGAGUGGCGGAUUUGCUUCUGUAGAAAUCCACAUAUAUAUAUUAUAUAUAUAUAUAUAAACACACCAAGGACAGUGAAAGGGUCUUUGUGUGAGAAACUCUGGAGAGCUGGACUAUAUGAAGAUCGCGACACAGCUGUUGGUUUCCCCUCGCAGAAAUGCCAGUGCGUGCUGUGACCACCAGGUUCAUGUACAAGGGACUUUGCACUAUUCCAGAUGUCCUCACCUACCGGACCCCUGUUCACCUGCCUGAAGACGAGGUGGAAGAGAUACGCGAGGCUUUCAAAGUAUUCGACCGAGAUGGGAACGGCUUUAUCUCAAAGCAGGAGCUGGGGACGGCCAUGCGUUCGCUGGGCUACAUGCCCAACGAGGUGGAGCUGGAGGUUAUCAUCCAAAGACUUGACAUGGACGGUGACGGUCAGGUUGGCUUUGAAGAAUUUGUCACGUUGCUUGGUCCUAAACUCUCCUCUGCUGGGAUGCCUGAUAAGUUCCAUGGAGCAGACUUUGAUUCAGUGUUUUGGAAGUGUGACAUGCAGAAACUGACUGUGGACGAGCUGAAGAGGCUGCUGUACGACACUUUCCGAGACCACCUCACGAUGAAAGACAUCGAGAACAUCAUUAUAACCGAGGAGAGCCACCUGAACAGCCCAGAGUCCCACGUGGACAUCGACACAAGUCCAACACAGCAGGAAAAACACACAUGUGUGCGCAAAAGCCUGAUUUGUGCCUUCGCCAUCGCGUUCAUCAUCAGCGUCAUGCUCAUCGCAGCCAAUCAGAUGCUCCGCAGGGGGAUGAAGUAAGUUUCUGGGUGAUAACAACAAAGCAUAAGGUUGGACUGGGAAAAACCGAAAUGUUGACCUAAAUGCAUUCACUGAAUGUUUUUUUUCGCAACUACUGUCACAGAUUCUCUCUCUACAAAAAAAAUUGAUGUCACGCGGCGGUUCUGUACGACUCCAGCAUACCUUGUUAAAGCAGACCUGUCAAGGGCUGAUGACAGUCAUAUCUCGGAUUCAGAUGUUUUCUAAGAUGUUAGGUAGCAACGCAGGAAGUAGAAGACGCCAGCAAUUCCAGUGUAAAGUGCUGCGUGUGCUGUAGUAAUAGCUGUGCUGUGUCUAAUAUGUCAAAACAGUCAAAAGGAAUACUUCACUGAUUUGCAUUUAGCUUUGUUUUACUAGAAUAGGGGUAGUAUUUUUGAAAAAAUUGUAAAAUUGUGCUUAGAACCUCAGUUUCCCCUGAGGUGAGAAAUAUCUUCAUUUUUUUUCUUUGUUACGUGCCCACCAGUGACACUGUUGCACUGUCCUGUUAGCAUAACUGUUAGCAAAGAUGGCGGACACUGUUUACAUUAGAGAAUAGGUCCCGUCACCCUAUGAGUGGGUCUAAAAAGUGCGGAAUUAGCAUUGCAGUGUCAAGCCUCGCACCAAGGCUCGAAUCAAGUGUCACUGGUGGGCACGUAACAAAGAAAAGAAUGAAGAUAUUUCUCGACUCAGGGGAAACUGAGGUUGGGAAGCACCAUUUUUCAAAAAUACUACCCCUAUUCUAGUCAUACAAAGCUAAAUGCAAAUCGGUGAAGUAUUCCUUUAAUGUUGUUGAUUAGAAUUCUGCAAUUUGGAGUGCACAUAAUAUAACAACAAUAAUAAUAAUAAUAGCAUUGGUUAUAGAAAUAAAACAAUGCAAAAGUGCCCAUGGGGUAAACUUUGAUCACAAGACAGCACACAGUUUGUAUUGUAAAAUUCAACAACUGGAAAAGCAGCAUAGGUUCAUACAAAGUGUUGAACAGAAUGACAAUAAUAAAAGUACAAAAACAAUAAAUCAAUUGUAUCAAUUGUAACAGGCGAGCUCUGGAAAAUUGGAGACAUGAAGUUUGAGGCCCUCAGCCGCGCGCUGUGUUUUACAGGAGACUGUUCCGCAGAAUCCGUGGUGUAUUCCCAAGGAUGUCACAGAUUUCUAAAUUAUUAAUUGGGUUGUGUGUUUUUUGUCUGAUGCUCGGAGUUAGCCCUGGGGUUUCUCUGUAAGUCAAUCUGUUUUCCCAGCUGAAAUGUGAACCGCCGUAAGCUUCAGAUUUAAAUUGAGGUGAACAAUUGACUCCAAAAUUAAACCCCUGACACUGAAGGAAGUGGUACAAUCCCUCUGAGAAAUAUCAAGACAAGAAAGUGUGCAUGUUCUCCUUAACUGGUGAAACGUGUUUCUGUCGGCCAGAUGUAUGAGGUUACGAAAAGGUACGACGCUAAGUCUUUGCAUUUUUACCAGACACCAAAAUGAGUCAUGGCGGUGAUUAGCGGAGUGACCCGACCAACCAGCUGUGAAUAAAUCCAAUCAUAACAUGCGUAGCGUUCCAAUAAAACUUGAUAUUCAGUGUCAUUUCUUUCGCAGGUUAGUAUGGAGGAUAGUCAGCUCACAUAACACACUUGCAUGUAUAUUAAAACCCCAAAAUAAACGUGCGUUCUAUGUGUGCAAGAUCAAGUUUUGAAUUCUUCGGUAUUUAUUCAAAGGAUUAUGCAAUUUGUAUAAGUGUUCAUUGCAAAAAUAAUCUCAGUAUUUGGCAUUCUCCUAUAAAUGUCAAAUUUUGUGGAUGUGUGCAAAAUAUGAAAUACUCUGCUGUGAACAAGUAAUUUAACAUAUCAUGAGAAUGUUGUUUUCUGGCUUUACAUGGACCACCAAAACAACAUAUUGUUUAAAGUACAACAUUGUUAUAUUUUCUUACUUGGGAAAGUGGCACAUUAAAUCUGUGUGGUUUUAUUAUAAAUGUACACAUAAUGUUUUGUAAAAAACAAAGAAAAUAUACUAAAAAAAAUCAGGUUUCUGAUUUAUAAUUUCCAGGAUGCCUGGACACUGCAAGUUUUUGUGUACGCGUAGGAUAUUAUUUUGUCUAAUUUCUUCUGUUU